This is a messenger RNA of Blastomyces dermatitidis ER-3, 4155 nucleotides long. RefSeq names its product galactose-proton symporter. The record is from RefSeq and is a predicted model, not a curated record. Gene Ontology annotation, molecular function: myo-inositol:proton symporter activity. The transcript is spliced from 9 exons. Gene Ontology annotation, biological process: transmembrane transport. Gene Ontology annotation, cellular component: membrane. Lineage: Eukaryota; Fungi; Ascomycota; Eurotiomycetes; Onygenales; Ajellomycetaceae. The coding region runs from base 1086 to 3056 and encodes 656 amino acids.
UAAGCCUCAUAAGCCUCUUAAGCCUCUUAAACCUCCUGAUGGCGUUAGGGGCUGUUUUAGAGUUCUGCCUAGCCUAGGGAUCGUCAUUGGUACCGACAAACACAAAAGGAACAUCACACAACAACACCCGACUAACCACAGCCAGCAGUCGGCGCGGCGGUGAUGGGCGUUGGGUUGGGGGUUAGGGGCUGGGGAGGAGGAGGAGGAUCCUUUUGUCAUGCUCCACCUGUGUCAAAAUUGUGUAUUCCCCAUAUCCAAUCGCUCAUCAUUGCUGCUUGCUGCUCAUCCACAGUGCGUUUUUCCUUUCGUUUUAACGUUUCGAACGCACCGAAACGCAGAUGAUUAGAGAUGAGGGUAACUUGGGAACUUUGUCACUAAUAAGUUCAUACUUCGUCCCAGAGCCGGCUGUCAUCCUUUCCGCAGGCUCCCUUAACCUGUAGCUUAUUUUUGCUUGCUCCCCCCUUCUCCUCCUCCUCCUUCCCCUCUAUCUCCACCCUAACGGCACCGCUAAACCAAUGCGGAGGCCAAGGAGGAAGAGGCGCUACAGGGUUUGGACAGGGCGGAAGCUCAAAAAGUAAAACGGAUGUUGGUCGGGUUUGAUGUUCGUCAUUUAUUCGCGAUUCAUUCUUUGACCUCCCACGCGUGGUUUUUGGAGGUUGCUUCUGUGCUCUAAAUUUACCCCCGGGCUGGUACAGCAGUUACAUCCACGCGCACAUCUCUGCAUACAUCCCAUUCCUUGCCAUCUACAAGUUUGGUAUAGUACACAUGCAUGCAUGCAAUCCCGCGCAGUAAACUGAGCUCUCCGUGCCUUGCUUACAUAUAUAUACGCACUCCCGAACGCUUAACGCUUGCCCGUGGUCACACACACAAAGGGUCUCUUCCCAGUAUAUAUAAGCUUCUUCCCACAUCCUCCCCCAUUUGUAUUCUGGUCCUCACUUCCGUCUAAUUUGAACUUGAUCUACCACCAAAUCCACCUUUCCCCACACCCGUCUAUUUCGCGUCACACCACCACUCUAUUCCGACGUCUGCCUGCCUUCCUUCCGCUCGAGUCUGAUCUUUGAUCAGCCAGCCUGUGGCCGAAGAAGAUGGCGGACAACAGGAAGGACGAAGUCUCCGAGGCCGUGUCCGGAAAACCCCUUGACAAGCAGGAAAUGGAGCAGGAAGUCGAGAAAUUGGGUGAAAGCUCUGAUCAAAGCUCUGACAAUGCCGAGCGGGGCGAUCGCGAAAGGAUCAAUCUAAAUGCAAACUUAUCCGCAAAAAUCAAAAAUCCUCUUGCAGAUAUCCCUAACCCAACCUUGUUGAGAGACGUCAAAGAAUUCGCCCAGAGGUUCGGCUUGGAAGACGUUUUGCCUAUUCUGCAGAGGGGUGCCCUAGUCGCAAAAGAUCCAGCCAAUUUCGAGAAUGUCGAGGGCAUCACUGAUGAUGAGGUUGACGCCAUCCGCAACGAAGUCCUUCACAAAUGGCGCCAACCAAAGCCUCUCCUCUACACCAUCAUUUUGUGUUCAAUUGGUGCCGCCGUCCAGGGAUGGGAUCAGACUGGUUCCAACGGCGCCAACCUGUCUUUCCCGGAAGCCUUCAAUCUCCCUGAAAGAGAUCACCCGGACGCUGAGAAGAACCAAUGGAUUGUUGGUUUAGUCAAUGCUGGGCCUUACAUCGGAUCGGCUUUCCUUGGUUGCUGGUGCUCUGACCCUAUUAACUACUACUUGGGUCGUCGAGGGGCUAUCUUUAUCUCUGCCGUCUUCUGUGUCCUCACUCCUAUCGGUUCUGCUGUGGCUCAAAGCUGGCCACAAUUACUGGUCUCACGCUUGCUCAUGGGAAUUGGAAUGGGCGCCAAAGCUUCCACUGUACCCAUUUUCUGCGCUGAAAAUACACCCGCUUCUAUCCGUGGUGGCCUUGUUAUGUGCUGGCAACUUUGGACUGCCUUUGGUAUUUUGCUAGGAUUCAGCGCCAACCUUGCAGUAAAAGACACAGGCAAUAUCUCUUGGAGACUUCAGUUGGGCUCUGCAUUCAUUCCAGCUGUCCCGCUUGUAAUCGGAGUGUUCUGGUGCCCUGAGUCUCCACGUUGGUUUAUCAAGAAAGGCAAAGUCGACAGGGCUUACCAAUCCCUUCUUGCUCUGCGGAAUCACCCAAUCCAGGCAGCUCGGGACUUGUACUACAUGUAUUCGCAGAUCCAAAUUGAAGAACAGAUCGCUGGAAAGAGCAACUACGUCACUCGGUUCUUCCAAUUGUUCACCGUCCCCCGUGUCCGUCGGGCAACCCUCGCGUCGUUCGUCGUCAUGAUUGCGCAGCAAAUGUGCGGUAUCAACACCAUGGCAUUCUACUCAUCGACUAUUUUCAAGGGAGCAAACGCCACUGUUACCGAGUCACUGUUUGCAUCUUGGGGUUUCGGUCUGAUCAACUUCGUGUUCGCGUUCCCUGCAGUCUGGACGAUUGACACCUAUGGACGGCGUGCGCUCUUGCUCUUCACCUUCCCACAGAUGGCAUGGACUAUGCUUGCUGGUGGCCUGGCGUUCUAUAUUCCGGAAGACAGCAAGGCUCAUCUGGGUGUUAUUGCUUUCUUCAUCUACUUGUUCGCUGCAUUUUACUCUCCGGGAGAAGGUCCUGUACCCUUCACGUACUCUGCUGAGGUCUUCCCUCUUUCUCACCGAGAGGUUGGUAUGGCGUGGGCGGUUGCAACAUGUUUAUUCUGGGCCGCAGUGUUAUCAAUCACCUUCCCCCGACAGUUCCGUGCCAUGACCCCAACAGGUGCCCUUGGCUUCUAUGCUGCCCUCAACGUCCUCGCCCUCAUUAUGAUCUUCCUCUGGGUCCCCGAAACAAAACAGCGCACCCUGGAAGAAUUGGAUUACAUCUUCGCAGUCCCCACCCGCAAGCACAUGAGCUAUCAAACAUUCACCGCACUCCCUUACUGGGUUAAGCGGUAUAUCUUCCGCAUGAAGGUCGAGCUGGAACCGCUGUACCACUUUGAGAAUAUCGUGGAGGACGAGAAUUAUAAAAAGGAGCUGCGCAGGCAGAGUGAGGCUGCCACUCAGUCUCGGAAUGCGAGUGUUUCCAAGUAGAGAUGGACAUUGAAAUUUGAAACAAAAAGCGAAAGAAAAAAGAAAAAAGAAAAAAGAAAAAAGAAAAAAAAGGUCGGGAGGGAAAGUUGGGGUUGGAGAAUGGUUGGGAUGGGGGAUGUGACUGUAUCAACCACCAUUCCCUUUUAUUAGCCCCCUUAGACCUAUCUAAACUAUCCGUCCUCGCUCUGAACUCAUUCGAAUGACUCGGUGUGAUAUGAAGGACGUUUGUUGGUUUUCGUCUUUUUUUUAAUAAUCAAUUUGAACCGUUCUACACCUAGACUCGCUACAUCAUCAGCCAGCCAUCAAGCCAGCCAGCCAGCCCUUUCCAACUCAGGACGUACGUUAAUUCUAUGGCUGCUUCCUUGUAUAUGAUUUUUCUUCUUCUUUUUCUUCUUCUUCCUUUGGUUCUUCCUCUUCUUCGUUUUUCUCCUUCGCCACUCCUAUAUAUUAUAUGUAUGAUGAAGGCGCCCGCCGCCCGCAGCUAUUUUACCCAAGCCAGCAGCAUUCUUUUGUCACGUAUUACCCAUCUUAAUUAAUUGUUGUUUUCCAACCUACCAUACCAUAACAUCCAUGCCAUACCAGAACUCAAUCGGCAUGUUAAAUUUUUGAGAGAGCGGACCGUUCAAUGAAUGUUGAGUAGAUACGAAAAACAACGACUCACUCACCCUCUCUCUCAGUGGACACAAGGGUUUCGAUUUGCUCCCCCUCAUUUUGCCCGUAGCCACCAACAACCAUUAUUAACGUGCGGUAAAAAGAUGAAUGUGUGCAGGCGGGCGCGCAGGCGCGCGCUUAUUCUACACCAUUCUAUUCUACUAUUCCAUCUAUGCCUGGGCUUGCGCGUGUCUUUCACAAUACACCGUACAUAUAAUUUUUAUUUGGCCCCCGUCUUAUUUCAUUUCAUUUCUUUGCGUCUUUCUUUCUACCCUCCCCACCCCCCUAUCUUAAUUAAUAAUCAUCAUUCAUUGGACUCAAAAUCUUGAGUCGGCAGAGCGGAGUGCGGAGCCGAGAGGCGGGUUUUUGCUUAUUAAUUUUAUAUCAACCGAUGUCCAGCUCCUCCCCGCCCCGCCCCGCCCCGCCCUAACCCCGUGGCGGGUUUUAU